Molecule: messenger RNA, 2421 nt
Organism: Fomitopsis serialis
Lineage: Eukaryota; Fungi; Basidiomycota; Agaricomycetes; Polyporales; Fomitopsidaceae
Exons: 7
Coding region: 1-2421 (806 amino acids)
Source: RefSeq, a predicted model, not a curated record
AUGCACCAGCCUUCCCGCCCCGUCUCCCCAACCUUGACUCCUAACAAUGGGACUGCUAAUGCGACCGACGAUUGUAAAACCCUACCUGAUCCCUACAUCGAACGUCUGCGCGCCGCCUCCCUCGUCAAGUCCCCCAACAGACGCGUCAACGCCGAGCCCCUCUCCUCUGGCGCCCCCAACCCCUGGGACUCCCCCAGAGUCGCCUCGCCGCCGAGCCUUACGGGUGUCUCCUACGCAGGUAUGGCGUCCCGUCCUGCGACGCCUCCGGCUCUCCUCGCACUGAAGAAGGCGAACGCGAAGGCCGCUGCACCGACGAAACAUAGCGACGCGGCCGAACGCGAGGGGCCCGCCACAGCGGAGUCUACCCAGAUGCAACCGGAGGUCAUAGACGUCGACGCCACGACCACUGAGGUGACAAUAAAAGAGGAGGAAGACCUCGAACUGAACGCUCUGGCCUUACGACGCACCCGCUCUGACAAGCAACAGAUAGUGGCAAAGGUAAAGAACAAAAAGCAACGAUCGAAAAAGAGCGCGAAGGCCGCAGGCAAAGCACCGGCGAGUGUAGGGAAGGGGCUGCCAAGCUCGGUGGUGCCAGCCGCUGCAGUCGUCCAGACGCCUGACCCUCCCCAGCGCUCGACUAGCGACAUGCGCAAGCGGCGCCGGGUCUCCACGGACGUUGACGGGGACUAUGCGGGGACCGGAGCGACGACUCGCACCCAAGACGCACCCUUGACGACUGACCCCGAAAAGCAGACUCGGUACGUGGUUGACAUCGGGGAAAUGAUGGGCUUCCCGCGCUACGAGGCGUCCCCGGGCCUCGACGACGACCGCGACGACCCACCGGCGACCACCACCUCCGACGUCGACAUGCGGGACCCUGAAAUCUAUGGGCGGCCCAUCAGUUUUGACUAUGAGUCCGGCGCGACGAGACGUGACGACGACCGGCCGAGCUUUCCUUACGCUCGUCGAGCGUCGGACGGAUCCUACUCGACACGCAUCAUCUACCCGGACGACUCCCGUCGCGAGCACCAAUACCUAAGUCGUACCACGGCCCUCCACGAGGGCGACGUUGAAGAUCUAUACGAGAAUGCGAGCGCCUUUGCAUACCCGCCGGCACCUGAGCAAGCGGGUCCGUCGAGGAUCGAGACGUCCAGUGAGCCUCCCCGGCGCAGGGCAGGCCCGCGUAGCACCACACCUGAAGACGUCGAUAUGAGCCGACAGAUGCUGGAAAUCGAGGCAGCCAGUAGGGCGCCGCGCUCCGUGUCUAGCCGACCCAUUCCCCUCUCACCCGCACCCGCCCCGCCUGCCCAGACACGAGAGGAAGAAGACGCUCGCUUCGGGCCCCGCAGGCCGCGCUCACCCUCGGUACUCCACCCGCACCCCGUCCAUUACGCCCCGGGCCCGUUCCCGAACUUCCCUGCUCCCGCAGGACCCAUACAGCCCUCGCGCCAGCACCAGGAGCGCUGGCCGCGCAUCCAGGGCGCGGAUUUUGACCUGGCAUACCGGAACGUGGCGCCCUCGCAAGCAGACGAAUGGCGGAAGGCGACGGACCACCACGUCUUCAUCCACUUCCCGGGGCGCGGAGCGCACGACAAAGGGAACUUCGGUAGACUCUGUACUGCGGACAACAUCCUACGUAUCUCCCUCGCUAUACCGACUGCUAGCAUCACCCAACCUAUCGCCGCCGUGCCGCCUACGAAGCCCAACUCCAGCCCAACGUACUACCGCGUCGGGAACCUAACCAUUGAACAACGGGACCGCUUGCUACGCGAGGGAUGGGUCUCUACCGCCGAGGGAACUUUCGGCGUCGUCUCAUCUGACUCUGUCCCACCCACCUUCCUAGCCUCCUUCCGGCACCCUGAACGGCUGUGCGUACCGCCGACGGUAGAUGGACUGAAGGAGAGCUUCCAGAAGGGGAUGAUGAGUCCAGACCUCUACCAAUACGUUCGCGCACUCCUAACCAUCGACAUCCACUCGGUCCGGGUCAAGUUGAUCUCCAUCCGGGACUCGCGCGACGACGAGGAAGAACCGAUCGCGUUCCUCUACAUGGAAUCGCCGACCGCCGACGCUACCGAAUGGCUCUGCUUCCGCGAACGCAUACGCGGCUUCACGUUCGGCAGCCCGUAUGCUGGCCCUCCCGAGUUGGUCACCCGCGUCUUCUACUGCUUAUUCUGUCAUUCUAUAGACCAUCCCACGCAUGCAUGCACGGUCCCGACGACCCCCGGAUGGAAUGGGCCCUCCCUUGCGGACGCCGAGGAGGCAGAGGCGGACGCGGUGGCAGAGGCGGCCGUGGACGAGGAAACGGCCGUGGUCGUCGCGGUGGUAGCGCCAACUAACGAGCAGCAACGCGCAAGUUUGCUCGGCGUCCUGAGCCAUCCCCCGAGUCUACGCACCGCUGCCGAUAUACCUAUGACUCUCUGA